CUGAUAAGACAUGCUCUUAUGUUCUCACAAAGCCUUGUUAUGGAGAUCGGUUACCCAGCGGUGCACAGAGUGUGACUGGAAUAGUCUCAUUAUUGGAUUUUUAAGAUGGAGAUUAAUGGCACACUGAGUGAAACACAGAUUGAUGUUCUGUCUUACGUAUACAUAUCCUUACUGAUUCCCAGUGUGACUGGAAGUUUCUCUGUCCUGAUGGUUUCCAUAGUUAGAUGGAGGAAUCUCCAAGAACAGGUGCACCUCCUUGUGCAGCUUGUCCUGGCAGACCUCCUGGCUGCACUCAUCCUGAUGUCCACUAGCAUCAUGAAUCUAGUUAACAACGUCUACAAUGUAAUCAUCUGCCAAUAUGGUCUGCCUCUGUCACUGACAUUUUAUUUUAUCUCAUUUCUGCUGGUGGUGGUUUAUGCGUGGAAGUCUAAGAAAGUAAUACAAGGAUGGAGAGCAAGACCAGCAGAGGAUGAAGUUAUUCAGACUCGAUGUAGAAGACAAAUUUUAGCUUUACCUACAUAUGCUUUAUAUGCUGUUGUUUGGUUGAUUCCCAUUGCGAUAUACUUAGUGUAUGUGCGCACCCCCUUUAUAAGUGCUGGUCUGCUGGAUAAGGCAAGUAACGGAGCACUGGGUAUGAUGGGAGACACUGACUUGAAAUACUGCACCAGUUGUAUUUUGUUCUUGCACUUCUGGAAAGACCCCUGCCCAAAAGCUGAACAAAAACAUGAUGAUUUCAUCCGAUUUUUCCUUGUUCUCCUGGUGAUACCGGUGUUACUUUCCUGUUCUGUGAUUUACUAUAAUGUCGGUAAAUGGUAUGAAAGACAGGAGCAGGAAGUGCUUUUUCCCGUGGAAGGGGAUGGACAGUCAAGAAGGAGAUUCAAAAGAGUGUUUUCUACAGCAAGAAAUAUGGUGCUGGUCAUUUUAAUCUGCUGGACACCAGCUCUGAUCCUCAUUCUGCUGUCGAGCCUGAAAAACACUCAACAGCGGAGUCUAUUUGUCCUUUAUGUAAUACAGGCUGCCACUGUGUCCCUGCAAGGCUUUCUGAACAGUAUGGUGUACGCAUGGAAACGACCCAACUUCACAGAGGCCGUUCUAGGGGAGAACACACCCCUGGUGGCGUACGACCGCCAAGCUUUUUUUGAGGAAUCACUGAGGGGCACAGUUUGAAUAUUGACCAUAAAAACCCUGAGAUUCAUUGUUUUGCUGUGACAUAACAUAUGGGAAUGAGGAAGGACUGACUAUACCUGUAUAGUCAUGAAUCUGGGUAUAUUACAAGGAACUGAAACAGACUGAAACAGCAAAUGAUAUAAUUUUGGGACUGAAGACACUUUGAAGAAACUUUAGUCACUUUGUCAUUGAGCAAGGUCAUAAUAAAAUGUAGCAUGCAAGGAACUUAGCAUAAAAAGGUAGAAUAUUAUAGAUUAUAUAUUUAUGUUGCAUUGUUAAAGAUUUCAUUGUCUAGACUCUUUUAAAUUAUCAUGAAUUUAUAUUGUCCGGUAACUUUUUAAUAAAGCUCUUUAUUCUGAACAGAAACUGGGUCAUUAUGAACUGCCUUACGUAAGUAGCUGUCCAAGUCAAGAAUGAUGGAAAACCUGUUAGGGUAACAUAAGUGUGUGUGCACAUGUCCAUUGUCAUUUUACAGAUCUCACCUGUGACAGAGCAGUCUUCAGUGUUUCAGGCUGAGGAGUACAUUACAUGUUGAAAGUGACAGCUUUAGUAUUGCAUACGUGAAAGAGGACAUAGACAGUUAACGUCUCUCAUAAAAAGUAAAGUGCAGUUCAAAUGGAUUUCAACAUAACAUAAAGGGACAUAAAGUACACAUAGUACAAGCUCAUAUUAUAGGAUCUAUAACUCUGGGAGUAUCAAAGCAUGUGUCUUGUUCUUUGCAUUUGACUGUGUGUUAAUGAUUGACAUAAUGUAGUCUCUGGUCACCUGACAAACACACCCACAGUGUUCUCGAAGCCACACUCACCUGUAUGAAACACAUGCAUAUGCUGUAAAAACAGUAAGAAAACACAUUUAAACAAAAAACUUGAAUAAAUGAAGUAUUUGUUUUAGUAUUCUUCAGGUCAUAUGUAUUAAUUGUGUGUAACUAGAAGGGCACAGACCUAUUAGUUUUUUUCUCUCCUUUUACUCUAACCUGUUUUCCUGCUUUUUUGUCAGUUGGUGCCAGCUGGUUACUUAAUCUGACUUCCUUUCACUUCAGCUGAAUUCAACUGGUGCCAGAUAAUUACCUCCACCAAGAAUAACCUACAUUUGUCUGUCUGUUGGCAGGAUUAUGCACUGAUCUUCAUGAAACUUGACACUUAUGUCAACAUUGUAGAAACCCAAGCUAUAACUUAGAAAGGUAAAAGUCAAGUGACUCAAAUAAAUAAACUAACCAGUGGCCAAAACACCGGUUACCAUGUGCGGCAAUCUGUGCUUGACUUUGUAAUUCUUCUGCUUCAUGUUGCUGAGCUCCUGUUUUAUUAUGGUAAAUAUUCAGCCCAGGAAAGCACAGCAAACAUCAGGAUAUGAUGAUAAAGAUGAGUGAUUACAAGAAAUCCAACAAUAAAAAGUAAUAAAUCUGGUAAUAAAAGGCUCAACACAGUUAGUCAUGGGCACCUAUUGACCUUAUUUGAUUCUUUAUAAUCCAUUAUCUGAUGUGACCCAGAUAUCCAAACUAUUCAAAGGUAUCAUACGCUAUAAAUAACGACUGUGUUCUCAGCAGAUAUGCAGCACUAGGGCAAGACAAAGAUUUGAUAAAUUGUGUUCCUUAAAAUGUAAAGUAACUUACAUAAGCACAUUUAAUAUCACUGUUUAUUCUUAAUCACACCAUACUGACGGUCAAACACCAAGUGCAUGACAACAUUAGCACCAACACUGAAGUGACAGGACUGCGUGUUCAUGUGUUUACGCGUAGUUGCUCCAUUAAUUAUCAGCCCAGUGAAUUUCCAGAAUAUGAUGAGUGUACCUUACACAUUUGCUGACUAAACUCAGAGUCUGUAGUUUAGAAAUGACUAGAUUUCUAAAUGUGUUCUGUGCUCCAGAUUCAAAGUUAUCAUAGUUUGGCACACUGAACACAAAGCUGUGACUGUGGGAAAACGGAACAUACAGCAAGACAACAGAUACACUGGAGGGACUUACAGACCUACAGAAAUUCAUGGUUUUCACAUCAACACAUUUUCUGAUCAUCAUUCAUUAACACUGUCAUAUAUACAACAUGUAAACAAUCAGACAGUCCAUCCAAAGUGUACAAUGUGAGCAGCCACAUAUAUAAGACGUGGUCAUUUAAGGUCCAAAUCUAUUGUAAUAUUAGUAUUAGAUUAUUAGUUUGUAUUUUUUUAUUACCUGAUAGCACAGAACUUGUUUAAUUUUUGCGUGCAGUCUAAAAUGGGAACUCAAACCAGGGUUUUUUAAACGUUUGACAGGAUCAUCCUG
Sphaeramia orbicularis (orbiculate cardinalfish) is the source of this 3420-nucleotide messenger RNA. RefSeq lists its product as uncharacterized. NCBI's taxonomy places the organism in Eukaryota, Metazoa, Chordata, Actinopteri, Kurtiformes, Apogonidae. The coding region runs from base 106 to 1167 and encodes 353 amino acids. Gene Ontology annotation, cellular component: plasma membrane. The transcript has 12 exons. Gene Ontology annotation, molecular function: G protein-coupled receptor activity. The record is from RefSeq and is a predicted model, not a curated record. Gene Ontology annotation, biological process: adenylate cyclase-activating G protein-coupled receptor signaling pathway.